This is a messenger RNA of Arabis nemorensis, 1575 nucleotides long. Lineage: Eukaryota; Viridiplantae; Streptophyta; Magnoliopsida; Brassicales; Brassicaceae. The record is from the annotation of a GenBank genome assembly.
AUGCUUGUGGAGGAGACGACAAGGAAUGGUGAAGGUACAGAGAGUAAUCAGCCAAACGACUUAACGAAUAUUGAAACGCUGAAUAGUUGGGGUGGAGGAGGUGGUGCUAUUGCUAAUUCUGCCAAUGCAAGUUCGAGAGAUGACAAGAACAUACAAACAUACAAGCGGAGAAAACUUGGGAGAUCGAUUUCUGGGAAUAAGUGUUCGGAAAAUGAGAGGAUUUCCAUGGAAGGUGUUAGCAAUUCAGGAAGCCGGGAGUCUGUCGCUUGUGAGUUGGAUGAUCAAAGGUUCAGCAUUGGAACUCUAUGCGCUAGUAAACUCCCUGAGCUUUNCAAUCCAAAUAAACCAUCAAGUGAAUCCAAGUAUGAGACUGCGACAGCCGGUUGCCAGCAUGUUCUGUCUCGUGUUUUUGCUUCAAAGGAGUUUGCAUCCCUAAGUAAGUUGCUUUCCGAAAAUCUUCAAGGGGUCAAGAUUGAUGACCUUAUGUGCAGAACCCUGAUAGACACCAGGAUGAAAGAGGGUGUUUAUGAAAGUUCACCUGUGCUCUUUUCAACGGACCUCCAAGAGGUCUGGCAAAAAAUACAGGAUGUCGGUAAUGAUAUGGCUGUUCUAGCUAAUAGUCUCUUAGAGCUGUCGAGGACCUCCUAUACUGAACAGUUGAAACAGUUCUACACUGGGGAAUCGAAGCCUUGUCUCAAUGGAGAGAUCAUCAGAAAUGGUGUUUAUGACAUUUGCAAGCUAUGUGGAGAGAAGGCAGCGGCGGGAGAUUGUUUAGCAUGUGAUCAUUGUGAUGAUAUGUACCAUGUCUCAUGUGCGCAUCCUGGUGGGGUAGAGAUGUCGACGAACAGUUGGUAUUGUCUAGACUGCACAUCUAAGGGAAUCGGAUCACUUCACGAUUUUUGUGGUGUGUGUGAAAGAAUGAAAACCCAGAGGAUGAUGGAGACAGAUGACGGAUGUGUUGAUAUGAGUACAGAAUGUAAAGAAGAUUCGAACGAAUCUGAAGAGAACUCAAGCUGUAACAUGAAUCACGAGGCUCAACACGUAGAGAUGAAGAGAGAUUCUGAACUCUGUAGGACCUGUGGAACAAAGGUGGACAAUGGUGGACGGUUCAUAACAUGUGAUCACCCGUUUUGCCCACACAAGUAUUACCACAUCAGGUGUUUGACUUCAAGGCAAAUAAAACUACACGGUGUUCGUUGGUAUUGCUCGUCGUGCUUAUGCAGGAAGUGUCUAACUGACAAGGAUGAUGAUAAGAUUGUCUUGUGUGAUGGGUGUGAUGAUGCGUAUCACAUCUAUUGCAUGAGACCUCCAUGUUCAUCGGUUCCAACUGGAGAAUGGUUUUGCACAACAUGUAAAGCUGCAAUUCAUAAAGUCCGCAAAGUGCGAAAGGCUUUUGAGAAGAAGAUGGAGACGUUGCAGAAACCAAAAGGAAGAAAAGCAGGGAAUCUCGAGAGCAGACCGAGAAGUAAAGACAUUGGAGAAUUGGAUAAAGGCGUAGGAGGAGUGGACAUGCUUCUAAACGCAGCCGAUACUUUGAAAGAUCAAGAACAGAUGACAUUACAAUCCAUCAAAUGA